UCACUCGGCUUGCUGUCAUCCACGGACCAGGGAAGGGCACACAUGACAUGGAGAGACAUUCCCAUAUGAACAGUUAUUAAUGCGUUGUAGCUUGUUAUAAGCUGACGAAGAUUCCUGGAUCUUUGUUGUUACUUAAGUUACCGUAUUACUUUUUUUUGGCCCACCGGAACAACCAGUGGCUAGCUAACUGUCUAGCUAGCUCGUAAGUUAAGUAAAGGCAGCGUGAAAAAAAGCCUCCUCAUGGCGUCAAUCCUCUUUACCAGGUCCGUGGCACCUUUAAUGAAAACCUCCCGCACACUAAAGAAUGAAUUCCGUAAAGGGAAGUUACAAGAUGGUGCCUGUUUCAGCUGCACAGCUCUCAGACUCUCCAGUCACAGACCUGCGAGUUUGACUUCAGUUUCCAUAUUCACUCCUACCCUCCCUGUGUCGGGCCAGAGUUGGGACUCGCAGCGGCUCUUAUGCGCCUUCAGCCUCAGAGCCUCCACUUCACUACACCCUGGGAUCACAACAGGACCCCAGUGGACCACAGUGCCGCAGCAGUACAUCGCCAGUGUCCGGUGGAUACACACAUCGGGGAGGAGAUGGGACGAUUCGAAGGUGGAGAAGUCGCUGCGGUCCAUAAAGGACAAGAAGAAGCUGGAGGAAGGAGGCCCCGUGUACAGUCCCACGGUAGACGCACAACCUGCGAGGAGGACAGUCAGACAGUGGGUCGUGGAUGAAGUCAAACAUUACUACCACGGCUUCAAGCUGCUGUGGUUUGAUACCACGAUUUCUGCGCGAAUGCUGUGGAACGUCCUGCACGGACAUGUCCUGUCCCGACGGGAGAGGAGACAAUUUCUCAGAACGUGCGCGGACGUCUUCCGACUCGUCCCCUUCCUCGUCUUCAUCAUCGUCCCCUUCAUGGAGUUCCUGCUCCCCGUGGCUCUGAAGCUCUUCCCCAACAUGCUGCCGUCCACCUUCGAGACACAGUCAAAGAAGGAGGAGAGGUUGAAAAAGGAGCUGAGGGUCAAACUGGAGAUGGCCAAGUUCUUGCAGGACACCAUCGAGGAGAUCGCCCUGAGGAACAAAGCUGCCAAAAGCGACGUGGCCGAGGAGUUCUCCACCUUCUUCCAAAUGAUCCGGAACUCCGGAGAACGUCCCAGUAACGAGCAGAUCUUGAAAUUCUCCAAACUGUUCGAGGACGACCUGACUCUAGACAAUCUGACACGACCUCAGCUGGUGGCUCUCUGUCGCCUCCUGGAGCUCCAGUCCAUCGGGACCAACAACUUCCUGCGCUUCCAGCUCAUCAUGAAGCUGAGGACCAUCCGAGCUGACGACAAGCUGAUAGCAGAGGAAGGAGUGGACAGUCUGAACGUGACUGAGGUGCAGGCAGCCUGUCGUGUCAGAGGGAUGAGGUCACUCGGAGUCACAGAAGAACGACUGAGAGAGCAACUCAGCCAGUGGUUGGACCUGCACCUGAACCAGCAGAUCCCCACCUCUCUGCUGCUGCUGUCUCGGGCCAUGUACCUACCCGACACCCUGUCUCCUGCCGACCAGCUGAAGACCACACUGCAGACGCUGCCUGAGAUGGUGACAAAGGAGGCUCAGUUGAAUUUGGCAGAGAUGGAGCUCUCCAAAGUGGACAACAAGACCAAACUGGAGACGACACUGCAGGAGGAGGCGGCCAUUCGCCAGGACAACAAAGAGCGUGAGAUGGAGAGGCUGGCUGAUGCUGCAGAGAAGGUCGCAAAGCAGGGUGAGAUGGAGCUGGAAGCAGAGAGGAUGAAGCACAAUAAGACGAAGGUGGCUGCUGAUUCAGAGACACUGAAGGACACAGCUCCUGUCUUAGAGGGAACCAAGUUUGAACAUUGGCAGACUUUCCUGCGCUUCCAGGGAGAGGAGAUCACCAAGGAGGAGAUCGACAUGCUGAGUGACGCCUGCUCAAAGCUGAAGGAGCAGAAGAAGCUGUUGACACUGGAGAAAGAGGAGCUGGAGGAUCUGAAGGACGACGUCCAAGAGUACAACGAGGAUCUGGAGGAAAUAAAGAAGGAGCUGUCUAAGAGCGGCCAGGAGACGGUGAAGGAGUCGAAAGCGAGUCAGCGCCUGUCCAAGAGGGUCAACCGCAUGAUCGGUCGCAUGGACAAGAUCAUCGUGGAGCUGGAGAAGGACAAGGAGAUCCUGGAUGGACAGACGGCCAGUGGGACAUGCCCACCCCUUGGAUUAUUCUUUACUAAACAUAGUGAUGUCACAAGUCUGUUCUACGCCUUCAGGGAGAACCUCAUCAGUAUCGACGAGCUGAUCAACAUCAUGCGGCAGAUCCAGAACAUUCCCGAGGACAAGCUGCAGCGCAUCGCCGAGGCCCUCGACGACAACAAGGACGGGAAGAUCGACAUCGACGACGUCAUCAAAGUGGUGGAGCUGAUCGACAAGGAGGACAUCGACAUCUCCACCUCUCAGGUGUCUGACAUCAUGGUGAUGCUGCAGAAGGAGGAGAUGCUGAUGGAGAAGGAAAAGGCCAAAGAGAAGGCAGAGAAGGAGCAGGCGGCCAACAGCUAACUGGUUUCCCAGAAAAAGAAGAAAAACAAACAAACAAACAAAAAAGAGAAAGACACGGAAGAUUGUGUAAAGAUGAUGUUGGUUCCUCAGUCACAGAGAAACUGGACGCCGGAGAGAGCAAACUGGACAAAUCGAGAGGAGUUAUAGUUUGAGGUAACUACUGAAAAACUGACACAUCAUAUGUUCAACAUAAUCUAAAAAAAACAAAAAAAAAACAAGGACUCAUUGUCUUUAAAAUGCACAAAAAUCAAAAAAACAAGCAUCAACGGCCUCAUGUUGAGCUCUUCUCGAAUGAUCCUGUAGAGAUUUGGUUUUGUGUAAAUGAUCUAAAGAAUUUAUUAAUAAGAGAGUGACAGAUCGCCAUGGUUACAAGUUAUAUAUUACUUCCCAGAGUAUCCAAAAUUCCUGGGUUUAAAUUUGUUAUUUAAGGUUUGAGGUGAGCUCACCUUUUCUUUUGGCCGCAGAGAAACGAGCGAUCGUUUCUAAACUUUGCACAGUUCAGUUAAAAAAAAUCACCAUCGUCAUUCCACCCAGUUUCAUUUCAGUCUGUCCCUCAUCCUCUCCGAUUGUAAAUUAUUUUGUUUUAUAUUAUGAAUUGUACGAGAACCGGUAGCUUAUUUCCUGAGAUCUUUAAACGGUGGCUGCAACCAAAGACCUCAUUGGACACCGUGUUGAAAAUGUCAAUCACUUCUGAUGCACUUUGCCCAUAAUGUGGGAGUCGAUUUAGACGUGGCUGAAUUGAAAUGGCAGCAAAUGCCGUGACGGUAGUCUUGGGACAAAAGCGCCACCUAAGGUGCGGUGCUGAAUAAAGCCAGUGGGUGGCAGCAGAGAUUAAUUGAAACGAUGCAGCUCGUAUCUCAAACACGUCCGUUGCCUUUCGCUGUGAAGGCUAAUAAAGCAGCUGUUGCGAGUUCUGUGUAGGAGAUGGUCGUUAUACAAAAACAACUGGACAUCGCAGUAUACUGUGAUAUGUAUCGUAAUAUUAAAGUUCUACGAAACGCCCACCCUCAAUUAGACGCAACUUAAAAAUUGAUGAUCAAUCAAGCAGCGCUUUUCUACAUCAAUAUUAAAAACUGCACUGUAAUUUCUUUUUGUACAUACGACCUGAUUAUUAAUCUCAUUGUAGCACAGCUCUGCGUGUUUAUUCCUGUGUUUAACAAAAGCUCUGCGUAAAAUGCCAAAGUUGCACUGCAGCAUGUUUGAAUAACAUUAUUGAUGAUCUCCGAUUAUUCCUGAAAAGCAAACAAAAAACGACGGGAGACUAUUUUUUUUUUUUUGUACAGUGGUAUCACAUCAGCUACGACACAUACGUUUGCACAGUGAAUCUUCUUAGGACUCUGUAUGAACUUCCAUUAAUUUGACCGGACUAAACAAAGCCUUAUCCCCAACCUCAACCGAACCUGAGCCUUUAACCCCUUUCUAAAAAACAGGUCUUCGGUCCUCACAGAGAUAUUCAUACAAGUACACACACGCAAAUGAUCAUUUCAUCCAUGUCAUGUAAGGCGUAUACACAUAAAUCUUAAAUAAAAGGAUGGGAAAAAUUAAGCAAAUUUGUUUGGGGGACCCAAAAUAAAUCACCCACGACCCAUCUGUGGGUCUCAACCCAGUGUUUGGGAACCACUGGCCUUGGCUUCUCUUUUGUUUUUGCACAGAUUUUCCCUCGGCGACAUAUUUUCAGCCGCUGAGCUCUGAAGCAAACGCUGUCCGUCAGCGUGAACCAGCCGCUCAAUUUGAUUUGCUCUCUCCCUCGCUCUUAAAGCCGGAGCCGUCCGUGUGUCACUCCUCCUCCACAGCAGCUCUCGAGCAGCUCAUGGUGUAAACACGGUUGACAGAGUGGCACUGCAGAUAACGCUGAGUGGACGACCCUCCGUCUUUAAUCCCCUUCCUGGAAUCCGCUGUCAGGACGUGUGAUUUAGAGCGCGGCCGCCCGUCCUCCACCCGCCUCCACCCGCUCGGUGCAGACUGGACGCUGGCUGACAUGGUGACGCCUCUGCCGUCGCCUGCGACCGGUCAGAGUGAUGGAUGCUGGGUAAACACUCGGCCCAUACAUGGGCCACAGACCUGCUCGUCUGGAGGGUUGUGUUUAGGUUUAGAGAUGCAGCGGCGGGGACAUGGCAUCGUUACGCGCAGCAUAAAUCAGCCGCCGGCGUAAACAUGUCGCCGGGGCAACGUCUCCAGGACACUUGGCAGAGGAGAGUGGUGUCUGUGUCUGUGCAUGGAGGGGUGAAAGGUCAGGUGCAGAAAGAGUGACACAUAACAGAGUGUUUCAAGAUCAGUACUCAGUGUUUCUGUGUUGCUCCAGGAGAGUUUGAAAGGGUCAUUCUAUAUAGUGUUCUCUCAGCCAGUGGUUCCCAAAGACUGGGUCAGGACCCUGAGAUUGGUCGCAGGAGAUUUUUCUUUGGGUUCCCAAACAAACCUCUUUGCAAAGAUUUAUGUUUAGGUCUUAAGUCACAUGCAUGAAAGGACGUUUUAGUUCAUUUACCAAUCGUUUAUGUUGGCUGUAAAUUAGUCGCUACAUUAUGCACAAACUUGUUCUUUGUACUUCUUAGAAAAAGCUAUAUAAUAACAUCACUUAAACAUCUAUUAUUCACUUGUUUAAAAACGAUAGUUUUGUAUAAUUGUCCUCGUACUUCUAAAAACAGUCGCCAGCUUCACAGAGAUUUCAUUUUUGUACGCAUAAAAAGCAAAGUGAAGAUCUUUGGGUUUUUGGACAGUGUGUCGCUGGAGGUGAAACUGUGACGUUGCCUCGUGACAUUUUCUAAUCAAUUAUUUGAAGAAAUAAUCAGGAAUUUUUUUUUAAUUUGAUUAGUGGCUGUGGAUGGAAACCGGUUUUCAGUGCUGUUCUUGGUGUGAACGCCUGGACGAUGUGAUGAGGAAUAUGAUGAAGUGUGGAUUAUUUUUUACAGGUUAUUACUCAUUCAAAAUCCAAAGAAAUGUAGUUUUCAGUGUCAGAAAACGGAGAAGCUGCGAAAUUUCACGGUUUGAUGAGUUCAAAACAAGCAAAUGUCACAUAUUUACCUUUAAUAAUAUUCAAUUAAUGGACUAAACCAUUUUUGACAUUUCCAUCUUCUAGUGACGCAACGUAAGUGUAAAAAUCCCAAGAGAGAAACACACUCGUACAGUUCAGAUUUUUUUGUUGUAUUUCCACCAUUUUCUCCCACGUAACAAACAUCAACACGAUUUAUUAUUAACCUUUCAUGUAAGAAUACCGGUUAUUUUGAAAUAUAGAAACCAUAAUAUGCAUAUCAAGACCAGCUACCACAUGUCAUUUACAGAAUAUAGACGUAAAAGCAUGUUGAAGCGCGUCCUGGUGUUUGGCUGCAGCGUGAGGAGAUGUGCAGUUCCCACAGAUCACCACCGGCAGCAGUGUUGCACUGUGUCGUUCAAGUUGCUGUCGACGUUUAUCAGUUUUCCAUCAGGGUGAUUUCGUUUCACUCAGCUUUUGCCACUGUGUAUGUGCUCUGAUUAUUAUUAAUACAUAUAUAUAUAUGAAUAUAUAUAUAUGUAUAUAUAAAAAUAUAUAAAAGGUGUUGAUUAAAUAUGUUUAUAGCUCAGGUUGUGAAUGUUGUAAACCGUCCUGAAAGAUUCCUGUGGAGUUUUGCGGUGCACGUUGUGCACAAGAGGAGCACAUUGAAAGCAAUAAGUUGAUUAUGCAUCGCGUUAUGAUUUCUUUUCUUUUAAUUCUUGAGGUGUUAAAUUAGCUAAAAAUAUAUUGUAACAUGUCCACAUGUUGUCCCCGAAGCUGGAACCUUUGAUGAUCAGGCUGAUAUUCUGCUUAUUUUAGGUGCUCUGGCCAUUUUUUUUGUCACAGUUUGUGUGUCGAGGACCAGGCAGCUGGACACUGAGAGCAGGAUCAGUUUUACGGUCAGGGUCCCGAACGAGUCAAACGUUUGGACAUUAAAGACGAAGUCACGUUAAAGGCUGACGAAUUAAUUUUACGCGACGCGCUGUUCCUUCAAAGAUAGUCAGAUCAGGAUUUCCAUCGAUGGUGUCAGGAGGACGGUUCAUUUAGUGUCAAACAAACAAAAGGAAAGUAGGGCUGUCCCGUGUCUGAUGGACCCCAGGGUAACUAUUUCUGAAGAUUUGCGCUUUCUGCCUCCAGUGUGAGUGGACAACUGACUUUCAGAUGAAAGUGUCAGCCCUCAGACGCGCAUUGGACAUUAAAAGACACGAAACAACCUCUUCAUUUCUGAGCGCUCACGGAGAACACGAGCCUCAACUUUCACCAUUUGCCAACUGCACAGACGGUAGCUCGUACUAGUAGUGACUCAGCAACUUUUUGCACUUUUCCAUUCUACAGUUCGAGCACAGCUUUGUUUGAUAUCAGUCACGCCGUUAUAUCCCCAAGGCCUUUUUACCAUGCGACACAAACGAGUGAAGCAGCUGUUUUGGGUGGAACUGAAUCAUUAGAAUUAGUCGAUUUAAAAAAAGGGUUGUUCACAGAAUCGUUCAGUACUUCCUGCAUUGCACACUGAACUGAAAUACCACUGAACGGGUUAAAUAUUGACAUUUCCUUUGCUAGAUUUUAAGUCUUUUUAACUGAUGUAUAGUUUGGUAUUGUUCGGUUUGAUUCUUGUGUUGGACACCGCGCUAAUGACUCUUCCAGUGACGACUCUCUCUGACCAAUCAGUGACCGGCAUCCUUGCGACGUCACAUUUUAGUAUCGUCAGAGCAGGUACUAAGAAAACCAGGUACCAGGAACUAUCACUGAUGGAAAAGCAAGAAAAACUGUAGAAUGGAAAAGUGCCAUUUGUGUUUUUGGACACACACACACUGUCCUCUCGACCUUCAGUGGACGUGGUUCAAACACAGCGAAGAGUGAAGGCCGUUGAACAAAGUGUGACGUUAAACCUUAAAUAAUCUAAAGUUUUCAGAUUAAAUCUCAGUUUAAAGUGUUAGGGGACAUGUUGCAGCAUAUCAUUGAAUUUUUUUUGACUCAGUAUAAGAUACUGUAACCCAUUGGUCUUUUUGUUUUGUUUUUUUAGAUGAUUGUUAUUUAUUUAUUUAUAUAUUAAAUCCAAAUGUAAGAAGCUGCACAGGAAAUGACCAGGUACUAGGAUUUAAUCCCAGUUUGAUCUUGAAUCUCAUAUGUAAUGAAAAGCAUCCCCUUUGUUUCUCUGUUCAUAUUAAAAAAAUGAACAUCAUCUGCUAAAUUAAUCACUAAAGAGUUGAAUAAACGAUGUUUGAUCCUG
Messenger RNA from Solea senegalensis (Senegalese sole), 7727 nucleotides. RefSeq names its product leucine zipper-EF-hand containing transmembrane protein 1 (gene letm1). Gene Ontology annotation, cellular component: mitochondrial inner membrane. Bases 241 to 2535 code for a protein of 764 amino acids. The record is from RefSeq and is a predicted model, not a curated record. Gene Ontology annotation, biological process: intracellular monoatomic cation homeostasis. The transcript has 16 exons. Gene Ontology annotation, molecular function: ribosome binding; calcium ion binding. Lineage: Eukaryota; Metazoa; Chordata; Actinopteri; Pleuronectiformes; Soleidae.